AAAGAUGAUUAAUCCCUCUGAAUGAGCUCUAAACUCCUGUAAGUGCUGAAUUAUGGAGCGGCUGCUCACUCAGAGGCGUCUCUGCUGCUCUUUGAUCUGCAGCCAUUUAAACUGAUUCAGAUUGAUUAGUUCUGUCUUAUUCACAGCACUUCACCUGUGAUAUAAAUAUACUGAGGGACAAGAGCGGAGGUUGUGUGCUCGUGAGGAUCUGGACUAUGGAUUUACUGCUGUCAGUGUUUCUUCUGCUCUGCUCCAUCCAUCAGACCUUCACAUCGGUUUUAGGUAGAAACACCAGAAACUUGUUCACAGAGAGAGUCUGCUGCAAACGCCAGAGUCACGUCAUCUACAUCGGCAAAGAUAUUUCAGGCAGUCCAGUGAAUGUAGAUGUGGGCGUCUGCAGAACGCACUGUGGCCAAUCAGCGCAUUUUGUGGCAUUAGAGGCGGGGCUAAGAGCCUCUAAAUAUUCCUCAAUGCUGGAUUUCCUGCGACAUAAAAAGAUAAGACAUCUUGAUCCUUCCUCUUCAGAGGUGAUCAUUGGUUCUCCGUCAUGUGGUUUGAGCUCCAGCUGUGAGCCGGCCGGUGUCCGUGUGGAUCCAGUGAUGCUGUAUGAAGGUCUGCGAGAGAUCGAGAUCAUCCAGGACUGUCACUGCGAAGCCAAAAUCAGCCAGUGUGUCCGAGCACCAGCGCUGAAAACAUACCACUCCAACACGCUGUACGAGACCGUCAUAGAUGUAGGCAAAUGUGUCGGAUCCAAAGGGGCACCAGAGGGAUUUUCAUGUGUCCCCACUAAGUUUGAUUCCACCUUCAUCCAAACUCCAAACAAAGUGGAGCUGAUCCAAACUGUGGCUCAAUGCAAACUAAUAGAGGGAUGCUACCGAAUGCCGUUAAUGGAGUAUCAUUACGAGACCACAUACAGCGAUGACGGAGUCCAGAUUGAAAGUCUGAAGGAAAUAGAUGUGGGCAGAUGUUUGGGAAGCUGCACCUCGGGGAGCCGAUGUCUUCUCAGGAGUGUGUCUGAUCUGGGGGAAUGUCUAAUAUGGGCUGAAGGACAGGGAAAGGCGUGUGUCCCUCAAAGCUUUGAGAGCCACACUAUACUGGCUCAAAAUGGCCAAAUCUACACCGUUGAUGCCAUCACUUCAUGUGUAUGCCAGUCUUAAACACAGCGCCACCUACUAGAGGGCUGGAUCAAGACCAUGUGCGUUCAUGCAUGCCAAAUUUUGUAUUAUAUUUAAAUGAUGGAAAGUAUUUUGUGAAUAAAAUCUAUGUGAAAACUGAAA
Molecule: messenger RNA, 1277 nt
Organism: Danio rerio (zebrafish)
Lineage: Eukaryota; Metazoa; Chordata; Actinopteri; Cypriniformes; Danionidae
Gene: pnhd
Product: pinhead
Source: RefSeq, marked validated